CUCGUUUGAGUCUUGAAAAUGUGUUCCAGCGAUUUUUUUUUCUAUGGUGUUUAUUCUAUGAUUUGAGGUAGACGGAUCAACAUUUAUGGGCUCAGAUCGAGAAUUUUGAAAAUUAGCAGGAUAUAUUGGAUCACACUGUAUAUUAACACUUGCAGAAGCAGGGUAUAAUGUAGUUGCUUUAGAUAAUUUUGCUAAUUCUGUUAACGGUGAACAUGGUGAACCUGUUGCUCUGAAAAGGGUAGAGGAAAUUACCGGGAGAAAUAUUAUCUUUUAUAAAUGUGAUAUGCUUAAUCUAGAUAGCAUAGACGAAAUUUUUUCUAAGCAUUCUAUUAAUGCAGUUAUACAUUUUGCUGCUAUGAAAGCGGUUGGUGAAUCGAUGCAGCUUCCAUUACUUUAUUACAAAAAUAAUAUGAUUGGAAUUAUUAACCUUUUAAUAGCAAUGGAAAAAUAUCACGUUUAUAAUUUAGUAUUUUCUAGCUCGUGUACCGUAUAUGGUGAACCAAGCAAAUUGCCUUUAACUGAAUAUGAUCACACUGGAAAUAUUUCAAACGUAUACGGAAGAACUAAAUAUUUUAUUGAAGAAAUGCUAAAAGAUAUAUCAAAAGCAGAUUUGAAUUGGAAUAUCAUUGCUCUUAGAUAUUUCAAUCCAGUUGGAGCUCAUGUUUCAGGAAAAAUAGGAGAAGAUCCAACAAAAAAAUUUACGAACUUAAUGCCAUAUAUUAGUCAGGUUGCAAUUGGCAAAAAACCAGUUCUUGAAAUAUAUGGCAGUGAUUAUGACACUGUGGACGGAACCGGAGUAAGAGACUACAUCCAUGUAAUGGAUUUGGCAACAGGGCAUAUAGCUGCGUUGAAGAAAAUUAUGUCUGAGCGACUUGGCAUAAAAUUCUAUAAUCUUGGCACUGGCAAGGGAUGGACUGUUUUACAGCUUAUAAGUAUAUUUGAAAAAGUGAAUAAGGUAAAGGUUCCAUUUGUGAUAAAAGCCAGACGUGUUGGAGACAUUUCUUCAAUGUAUGCGGAUGUAAGCCUCGCCGAAACAGACUUAAAGUGGAAAGCCUCAAGAACUAUUGAAGACAUGUGCCGAGAUUUUUGGCGAUGGCAAACCUUAAAUCCAAAUGGUUAUAAAACGAAGUUGUAAUAGGAUAUACAGGGUGACUCAGAAAGAUAUACAACAACAUAUACCAUUGAUUAGAGAAUUAGAAAUGUGUAAAAUAGUUGUUUCGAACUAGUUUCCAACGGUUUUCGAAUUAAUGGGGCUUUAACGAAUUUCCGCGAAAUUUCUACCUGUGUAGGUUUUUUCAAAAUCCGUAUAAAUAAAAAAUAGUGACAUUUUUUUCAGUUUCUGUAUUUUACUAGGGGCUUUAAAAUCUUGGCUUUUAGAAAGUUGGAUUAAAGCUUAAGAAUAUGCUUUAGUGUAAAUAAAAAUUUCACACGAAAUAGUGCAGAUAAAAAAAAACUAAAAAAGUACGAAAUGGAAAAAGUUCGAAGUUUUCUAAAUUUAGAAUGCUUGGUAUUCCAAAGCACAUAAAAUAUAAUAUCAAGUAAUGUGUUGAUUUUAAGCCCUUUACUUGACCUUUCAGAAACUGUUCGUUUGAAGCAGCUAUCUUUUUCGGAACAGUAGUUAUAAAUAAAAAUACGUGGUUAAGUAGAAAUUUCACGAAAAUUCCUUAAAAUAUCUGUAACUUAGAAAUCCUUGAGAUUUGGUACCUUGUCCAGGAAAAAUGUUUAGCCCAUUUUUGAUCUUUUAAUCAGUGGUAUAUUAUGUUGUUCUAUAUCUUUUUGUAUCACCCUGCAUAAGUUUUUUACAUUACUUACUGUAGUACUUUUAAAUAGAAAAACACAAAAAUA
Condylostylus longicornis is the source of this 1845-nucleotide messenger RNA. Its product is annotated as UDP-glucose 4-epimerase-like. The coding region runs from base 284 to 1135 and encodes 283 amino acids. Lineage: Eukaryota; Metazoa; Arthropoda; Insecta; Diptera; Dolichopodidae. The transcript has 3 exons. Gene Ontology annotation, molecular function: UDP-glucose 4-epimerase activity. Gene Ontology annotation, cellular component: cytosol. The record is from RefSeq and is a predicted model, not a curated record. Gene Ontology annotation, biological process: beta-D-galactose catabolic process via UDP-galactose, Leloir pathway.